AUGAUUUCCGUAUCCGGUGCCACUCCUGACGGCGCCGCCAUGGACUCCUCUCCUAAGACGAUCUUUCAGCCCCCUUCCUCCGAGGAUGCGCGCCGCAUAGCUAGACAGCAUGCCCAAUUCGGGCCCCUCGGCCAUCCCAGCCACCGAUACGUCUCCAAACAUUACGGAGGCUCAUUCCCUGAACCCGUCAUGGACGAACCGCCCUACUACUACCUCCUCACAACAUACAUCAGUUACUUAAUCUUAAUAGCUUUCGGACACGUGCGUGAUUUUUUCGGCAAGCGGUUCCAGAGCGAGAAUUACCGACAUCUGAAGCCACAGAACGGCUACGCUGCGCUGAACAGUGAUUUUGAUAACUUUUACGUGCGUCGUCUGAAGCUGCGAAUUAACGACUGCUUUGAACGACCUGUCACAGGUGUGCCGGGACGGUUUAUCACUCUGAUCGACCGUGUCAGCGAUGACCAGAAUCGCCAUUUCCGGUUCACCGGUACCUAUACCGAUACUUUGAAUAUGAGCUCGUACAAUUACCUUGGUUUUGCGCAAUCUGAGGGCCCCUGUGCGGAUGCUGUGGAAGAGACCAUUAAGAAGUACGGUAUCAGCUCCGUCAGCACCAGAAGCGAGGUUGGUACCCAGGACCUUCACCUUGAAGUUGAGGACCUCGUCGCCAAGUUCGUCGGCAAGGAGUCAACCAUGGUUUUCUCAAUGGGCUUCGGCACCAAUGCCAGCAUCUUCUCGGCUCUCGUGUCAAAGGGAUGUUUGAUCAUCUCUGACGAGUUGAACCACGCCUCAAUCCGAUUUGGUACCAGGUUGUCUGGCGCCUCCAUCACCAUGUUCAAGCACAACGAUGUCAAGGCUCUGGAGAAGAGGCUUCGAGAGGCCAUCUCUCAGGGUCAGCCUCGCACACACCGCCCAUGGAAGAAGAUUCUGGUCGUAGUCGAGGGUCUCUACUCGAUGGAAGGCUCCCUAUGCAACUUGCCUGGCGUACUUGCCCUCAAGAAAAAGUACAAGUUCAAUCUUUUCAUCGACGAAGCACACUCGAUCGGCGCCAUUGGUCCCCGCGGCCGCGGUAUUUGCGAUUUCUUUGGCAUUGAUACCAAGCACGUUGACAUACUUAUGGGUACUCUGACCAAAUCGUUCGGUGCCAAUGGAGGAUACAUUGCCGCCGACAAGGUAAUAAUCGACAAACUCCGAGCCACAAACCCUGCCGUAUUCUAUGGCGAGACCCCAACACCGCCAGUCCUUGCCCAGAUCGCCUCCUCUCUCAAGAUCAUCACCGGAGAACUUAUUCCUGGUCAAGGUGAAGAACGCCUUCAGCGAUUGGCUUUCAACUCACGUUAUCUCCGCCUGGGUUUGAAACGACUUGGUUUCAUCGUAUACGGAAAUGACGAUUCCCCUGUAAUUCCGCUCCUCCUCUUCAACCCCGCGAAAAUGCCUGCCUUCUCACAUGAGAUGUUGAGGCGAAAGAUCUCCGUCGUCAUCGUCGGAUACCCUGCCACACCCCUUGUUUCUUCGCGAGCCAGAUUCUGUGUUUCCGCUGCCCACACCAAGGACGAUCUCGACCGAUUACUCGCCGCCUGUGAUGAGAUUGGAAACGUUCUGCAGCUCAAAUUUUCCAGCGGUGUUGCUGGUGGCGCCCUCCCAGCACCAGAUGGCAUGACACCCGAAAUGGAAACCGAAUGGUACCGCCAACAAGCUGCUUCUUUGAAGGGCCCGUCUUCUCCUCCACGAUGGAGAUACGAGGAUGUCAUCGCCAGAGGUGUCCAGGAUUCCAAGCGCCCAUUGCGAUAG
This is a messenger RNA of Arthroderma uncinatum, 1788 nucleotides long. RefSeq lists its product as uncharacterized. Gene Ontology annotation, cellular component: serine palmitoyltransferase complex. The record is from RefSeq and is a predicted model, not a curated record. The coding region runs from base 1 to 1788 and encodes 595 amino acids. Gene Ontology annotation, biological process: ceramide biosynthetic process; sphingosine biosynthetic process. Gene Ontology annotation, molecular function: serine C-palmitoyltransferase activity; pyridoxal phosphate binding. The transcript has a single exon. Lineage: Eukaryota; Fungi; Ascomycota; Eurotiomycetes; Onygenales; Arthrodermataceae.